GAUUCCUACACAACCCUAUCACAGUAGCUUUUCUCGAGGUUCGGAAAGUCCUUGAAGUGAUGAUGUGGAUCGACACAUGUGUCUGCCUUCCUUUGACCUUACUGAUGAUCUACUGUGUGUGUUGUGUGGUGCGAAGGAGUCCAGUCCCUGUCAUCUAUUACACAAACCUCCUCACCUCCAAUCUAAUCCAGAUCUGCAUAAUGAUUGUUUGGAUAUUAAGAAUUAGCAGUAGCAUACCUGCUGUUAUUCACAUCUCGUGUGUGAUGGCCAGUCUGUACUUCAGGAUGUGCAUUGCUCUGGAAAGGUGUUUAUACAUCACAUAUCCACUGUUGGACUGCCUCAGACAAACGAGGAGUUCUGUGCUGGUCUGUGUCCUGGUCUGGGCUUUUUGUAUAGUCAGUGUCCCUCUUGCCUUAGUCUUACAUGAAUUAGGACGGUUAGUCAUUUAUGCCGCCCUCCCUGGCCCCCUGUUCAUGUUCUGCUUAGCUCGGACCUUCAGAGGCCUGCCUGCUGCCACCUCAGUGCCCACUGAGGAGAAACGUCGAAGUCUAGGAAUUUUGAUUCUGUUGUUCUUUUAUUACUUUCUAUUAAUUGUUCCCACAAUCAUCUCUCGUUACAUCUUUAUCAUAUUUUCUUUGCUCAGUCCUUUUGUGGACCUGAUUCUGUUUCUUUUCAUGCGAAAAGGACGCAUUGACAAACUGCUGACAUGUCUGUGCUCAGCUGAUGGAAGAGCAGAUCAUCAGUGUGACUGACAGCACAGACAGGUGGGCUGAUGUGGACUUGAUUCUUUUUUUUAUGUGGAAUGGGCGCAUUGACAGGCUGCUGGAGUGCCUGUCUAAAUAGUUUUAAAACUGAUUUUAUAAACUGCUUUAGACACUUUUUAUAUCCCAGGAUUAAACAUUCACCUUUUU
Oreochromis aureus is the source of this 911-nucleotide messenger RNA. RefSeq lists its product as uncharacterized. Bases 60 to 752 code for a protein of 230 amino acids. Gene Ontology annotation, cellular component: membrane. Lineage: Eukaryota; Metazoa; Chordata; Actinopteri; Cichliformes; Cichlidae. The record is from RefSeq and is a predicted model, not a curated record. The transcript has 3 exons.